Messenger RNA from Solea solea (common sole), 3728 nucleotides. Its product is annotated as probable G-protein coupled receptor 173. The record is from RefSeq and is a predicted model, not a curated record. Lineage: Eukaryota; Metazoa; Chordata; Actinopteri; Pleuronectiformes; Soleidae. The transcript has 2 exons. Gene Ontology annotation, biological process: G protein-coupled receptor signaling pathway. Gene Ontology annotation, molecular function: G protein-coupled receptor activity. The coding region runs from base 1359 to 2573 and encodes 404 amino acids. Gene Ontology annotation, cellular component: plasma membrane.
GAAUGUGCGAGCUGCCUCCCUGCAAGCAGCCAUAAUUGGGAUUAUUCAGGAAUAAUUCGCCUAAUCCAGCAGCGUUGUUUUUGUUUUUUCUUUUGUUUUUUCCCUUUUUAGUCGUAGUUCCCACUUUUUAAUUCUCAUUAUUAUUAUUACCAUUAUUGUUUAUUUUUCAUUUAUUUAUCUCUACGUACGAGACGUGGCCUCGCGGCAGCGCGUUUGCAGUGUGGACCUCCCUCAUCCCUGGAUUAGCAGAAAUUAUAAUAAUAAUAAUACUAAUAAUAAUCAUUAUAAUAAUUAUAAUAAUAACAAUAAUGCAUGUGUUCUGUCGCCGCCGAGGCGUUUUUUCUUGUGGACGGUUGUUGAGAUGUAGCGCACCGUCGCUGGACAGCAAAACAAAGACCGCAUAUUUCCACAGCUCCGGGUAAAUACAUCGCCCCCCUUUUUGUGACUGAAAGAUGGGAAAAAGAGACGCGUCGAGGCUUCUGUCUGUGUGGACUAAUUGUUCUGCUGCCACCAGCCAAUAUACAUGAUGAUGAUGAUGAUGAUGAUGCCAAGGCGAUUCUUUUAAGGGGACGCGCGAGCCUUCUUCUUCUUCUCUUUUUUGGUGGGUGGGUUAUUGCAAGCAUUGAAAAUCUGACAUCAUUUGGAUUUUAUGAACUGAACAAGAUGUGUGUGCGUGUUUUUUUUUUUCUUCCUCCCUCUCUCCAUCGCCCUCUGGAAAAACCAUCCUCGACGUGAUGCAACAUAGAAUCUGUUUUCUCGGAUGAUAUUCAGAUUAAAUGAACAACAUCCCUCCCUGUGAAACAGGGUGGCAGUGGAUUUUUUCGCCCCCCUCCUCUGCUCUCCUCUCUUCUCUUCAUACCUACAUCCUAAAUGUGGCUUCUUCAUCUUAGAUCUUUUGUCCAGCUCUCCACCUCCAUCAUUACACAGCCUCUCCUCCGUCUUAUGUUUAUUUUAUGCUGCUCAAUUCGAUCCAUUCCCUGUGAUGGUUUUAUGCAUAACAGGUGUUGUUUGAGCCCGAGAGCACAGCAAGAGCAUGAAGCCUUAUUAUUAUGACUCCUAUUAUUAUGUGUUUUCCUCUCGGUUUAACAAACAGUGACACACAAAGAGACUUGGAUCCUUUUUUUUAUGAUUAUUGGGUUGAUUCUUUUUUUGUAUCGUGAGAGAAGACAACAUCUCUUCAAAGAUGAGGAUAUGAAAGGUGGUGUGCUUGUGGACAAAGAGGAAAGAUGAGUCUGUCAGGUAGAAAAGAUCCUCGCAGCCUCUCCUUGUAAAGACGAGCGAGCGGAGGGAGGGAAGAGACAGCGGCUGUAGGUGGAUCAGUUGAGAUCGUGCAGGGUCGAGCGAGGCAGGGCGAAAGAAUGGCGAACCAGAGCUUUGCUAUCGAUGGCCCUGGCAGUUUGCUGGCUGUGCUGGCUUCACAGAGCGGACUAGCAAGAGGCGGAAGCAGCAGCAGCAGCAGCAGCAGUGACGGCAGCAGCAACAGUGGAGGAGUCUCUGCCACAGAUAUGUCUGCCUACUUUAAGCUGGUCUUCUUGGGUCUGAUCAUCUGUGUCAGUCUUGUAGGCAACCUCUUGGUCUCCAUGCUGGUGCUAAGAGACAGGACACUUCACAAGGCUCCCUACUUCUUCCUCCUGGACUUGUGCCUGGCCGAUGCAGUUCGCUCGGCCGCCUGCUUCCCCUUUGUGCUGGUCUCUGUCCACAACAGCUCGGCCUGGACUUACAGUGCCUUGAGCUGUAAAGUUGUGGCUUUCAUGGCCGUGCUGUUUUGUUUUCACGCUGCCUUCAUGCUGUUCUGCGUGGCCGUCACGCGCUACCUUGCCAUCGCCCACCACCGAUUCUACGCCAAACGUAUGACCAUCUGGACCUGUGCCGCCAUCAUCUGCAUGGUGUGGACACUGGCCGUCGCCAUGGCGUUCCCACCGGUCUUCGACGUGGGGACAUACAAGUUCAUCCGCGACGAGGAUCAGUGUAUUUUUGAACACCGCUACCUGAAGACCAACGACACCCUGGGCUUCAUGCUCAUGCUGGCUGUGGUGGUUCUGGCCACGCACGGUUUCUAUGCCAAGCUGCUGCUCUUCGAGUAUCGGCACCGCAAGAUGAAACCCGUCCAGCUGGUGCCUGCCAUCAGCCAGAACUGGACCUUCCACGGUCCCGGUGCCACGGGUCAAGCCGCAGCUAACUGGAUUGCAGGGUUCGGUCGUGGUCCAAUGCCACCCACUCUGUUGGGCAUCAGGCAAAAUUUACACAAUCAACACCGGCGGCUGCUCGGGAUGGAAGAGGUGAGGUCAGAGCGGAGGCUGGGCAGGAUGUUCUACACCAUCACCCUGCUCUUCUUGGUCCUCUGGGCUCCCUACAUCGUGGCAUGUUUCUGGAGGGUGUUUGUCAAGUCCUGCACCAUCCCUCACAGGUACCUGUCCAUCACGGUGUGGAUGAGCUUCGCCCAGGCUGGAGUCAACCCCAUCUUCUGUCUCCUGCUCAACGAGGACCUGAGGAAAGUGCUGAGAGCUCACCUGCCCACCUACUGGAGGACUAAACAACACCUGCCCCAGGAUGAGGCCUACUGCAUCAUGUGAUAUGACAUCAGCUUAAUGACGUGAAUGUUUCAGGUUUUUUGCGGGAGAGUGUGGGCGAGUAGAAGUGACGUAAUGCACCUUGGUUUCAGUAGAAGUGUCUGUUUUGUUGUUUUGCACAACAAAACCAAAACAUUUUCGCCAACAAAUGCAGGCACAGCGCUACUUUAUGAAGAAUGUUGACGUGUGAAUAAAUGUGUCGCGGGUGCAAAGGUUUUUGAGCGGGGGCUGAAAAGAGAAGCAGCACCCCCCACCCCCCACCCCCCACCCCUCCCCCGGUAACUCUUUGAUGGUGUGUAUUUCUGAUGAUGUACCGUGCGAUAACUAGGUAGGAGAGAUCACCAACAAUCACCGCUCCGACUCGAGUGUGACAGAUGCCAUUUUAAAUUGAUGUUGCCUUAUUUCAGAGGGACACGCCCCAGAGUUUCCAACUGAGGAACAUUUCCUGUGUCACACGAGGCACAGAGCAGACACACGGAAGGGUUCAGAUCCUCGACAAAACAUGUGCUGUGGACUGUGAAUGGAGAACGUGACACUAACUCUGAAACACAUCAAUGAACACAUCAAUGGUCUGCUUUUGAUUGACAGACCACUCUGGACUCUGGUCUUUUCAUCUAUUUCAAAGGAGACUGCGAAACAUUGAAUGGACCCAAUAACCUUGGACACAUUUAAAUAGCUGUUGUGACCCUAAGAAGCCCCUAACAUGCUUGAUUUUUUUGGACUUGAUUUUAGGGCCUGUCGGGUUUCUUUGUAUCAUAAAAAAAAAAAAAACUUGCCUGUUUUUCCUUUACUUUGUAAACAAUACAUGUUAAGCAGAUUACACUAUUUUGAAAUAUGACUUGAUUUGAUAUUGUAUAGACUGUACAGGAAUGUAUAUUCCUGCUUGUGUGUUUUUAUAUAGCAUUUGUGUGUGUGUGUGUGUGUGUGUGAGAGUGAGAGAGAGGAAGAAAAGAAGAGGGGAGGGUGAAAGGAAAGAAAGACGGAGAUAAGUAACGAUCGCAAAAUAGGUUCCAGUACAAAUUUGAGUCAAUACGAAAAAACGGCCACCAUCUUGUGGUCUCACAAGUCACGCCAAAUUGAACGGUCAUCAUAUGGAAAUGUAUCCUUUAAGUGAACAGAUGUAUUCCAUAUGGUAAUGUACAGGCACACAUGUGCAAA